AUGGACCCAUUGUCAGACCCCAUAUCGCCCUCUCUCGAACCUCCAGCAAUGGCGGAGACCGAAUCUUUCACCAUCCCUGAGCUCAGCGACUCGGAGUACUUCACAGAAGUGCUGCAGUUGCCUGUGGGCAAAACUGAAGCUCAGGCAGACCAAGAACUGGUCGCUAGAGCAAAUGCUGCAGGCAUUGCCGCCACUCUACCGUCCGUGGCUAGCAAACGACAUCCCGCCAGCAGCUGUUCGGUCUCAUCAUUCGGGACUCAGCAAGAUCGAACCUUUUCCAAUGCCUCCAACGAGUCGGCCAGCUCUGCGUUGACGCCGCAUUCUUCCGUCUUUGGAUCUCCGUGUUCCCUAUUCGAUACUGGGUCUGGAGGUAGGAGAACCUCGAGUACCAGCCUUACAUUUUCCCAUUACGAACGAUAUAUUUCCUCCUUGGACUCCAUUAGCAUUCAGAUUCAACCUCCUCGAGUUCCACUUAUUGCCAAUGAUGGUUCUGCCCAGAGCUUGACCAGCGUUGGGUCCAAAAAAGGUCAUCGUGCGAGCCUCAAGGACCGCCUGCGCUGGAAAAGAAAGACUAUCGAACCUAUGGAAAAUAAAAUCUGUCGAAAGAUUUUUGGAGCCGAGUCAGGCGCGUUGCACAAGCUCCACUGUGGCCAUAUGCACUGCGUCGACUGCGUGAGAGACUUGGUAAACCAAGCCGUUCAAAACGAGUCCCAAAUGCCACCACGUUGUUGCUCUCAACCCCUCGCAGCCCCCCUUGUCAGGACAAUCCUUAACCAGGACGCCCAGGAGACCUUUUUGCUCGCAGUUCUUAAGCUCAGCACGCCUGUGGAGGAACGAAUCUUUUGCCCAGAUCCAGCCUGCGGUCACUUUAUUCCACCACAUGACGGUCAUGACCCUAAGCACCCAUUCGAUCUCACCUGCUUCAAAUGCAAUGGUCGCGUGUGCACUAUUUGCAAAGGAACUGCUCACCCCAUUGGCGAAGACUGCCCCCAAGAUUGGGAACUGGCCGUAUUGAAAAAGAAGCAGCAAGAUAAAGGAAACUGGAAGCGAUGCUACGAGUGCAGAUCCUUAGUUGAGCCGACUGAAGAAUCUCCAUACAUGACCUGCCGAUGCAAAGCUCGAUUCUGCUCCGUGUGCGUAGGUAUCUGGGAUCCUACCACCGGAUGCCCUAAUCUUUGCAGCUUUGAGGAGGAAUUGCAGCGACGUCGACAGAGCAAAGAGGCCAUGUCCUGCGUUAAUGAGCAACGAUUGCGUGCCAACUCGUCAAUCCAGCAACUUGGGCAAGAGCAACAAGAGGAGCUGCGUCGGUUCUUGGAUUACAAGUCCCAGGGCAAAGACGCCUUGCAGACACGCCACCUGUUACAAGAGGCUGCAAUUGAAGAAAAGUACGAAUGUCAGGAGGAGAAGCUCCACGAGAGACAUGAGAGAGCUUGGACUGCGCAAGAAGAUCGCCACGUUGUCGCCGAGAUGGGGCUGCUCGAAUCGCUACAGCAAGAUGAGCUGAACAUUCAUCUUCGACUCAAGCACAUGGAGGCUUAUUGCAACGGCCUCGGCCGGAACCCAAACUCGUCUGCGCCAGUCAGAGUCGUCACUGAGCGAGACCUGAGAGAGUUGGGCCAACAGUAUUACUUGCGAGAUGGCAUGGGCCGCAUGCGCGAGUCUAAAAUCAAUCUCAUGAGGGAACGACAGUCUGUCAAGAUGGAGGAGCUUCGGGCAAAACAGACAGAGGAGUUUUCGCUUUUCCUCGAUAAGAGACAGGAGGCGUUGGACAGGCUGGAGGCCCAGUGCGUUCAGGAGGAGUCACAGUUCAAUGAAGUUUUUGAAUGCCGACAGUCACGCCUGCAGUCGCGAUGGGUGCUCGCCAUUGAAGUCUUGUGCAAAGAGCUCGAGGAGCAGAACCCUGGUCAGAUCUACCGUCGCAUUGCCACGCCACGAUGGCCCGAUGAUAGGACCCUUCAAGUCCACAAAUAA
This is a messenger RNA of Trichoderma breve, 1971 nucleotides long. RefSeq names its product IBR domain, a half RING-finger domain-containing protein. The record is from RefSeq and is a predicted model, not a curated record. The transcript has 2 exons. NCBI's taxonomy places the organism in Eukaryota, Fungi, Ascomycota, Sordariomycetes, Hypocreales, Hypocreaceae. Gene Ontology annotation, cellular component: ubiquitin ligase complex; cytoplasm. Gene Ontology annotation, molecular function: ubiquitin conjugating enzyme binding; ubiquitin protein ligase activity; zinc ion binding. The coding region runs from base 1 to 1971 and encodes 656 amino acids. Gene Ontology annotation, biological process: positive regulation of proteasomal ubiquitin-dependent protein catabolic process; ubiquitin-dependent protein catabolic process; protein polyubiquitination.